UUUCUACUUGUUCGCCUCGCUGCCUCUCGCGAGCGAUGCGCACAUCUGAGGAGGAGUAGCGCGAUGGCGGUCAAAGCUGUUCACUGCAACCUGAGCCAGAAUGGCAUCGACCACCAGAUGUGCCCGGAGGACAUGACGUCACAGCCGGAGGAAGAGGAGGAGUCGGUGGACGCGGGGGGCUCGGUGCUGCCGGACGACGACAGCCCGAGCUACCGGGACGUCAGCCCGCCCAUGUACCGGGGGCGCCCGCCGCCACACCGCUCCGUGUCCGAGUCGGAGCUGUCGCGGCCAGGAUACGUGAAGCUGUCCAAGCCCGUGGCGCUGUGGACCCAGCAGGACGUGUGCAAGUGGCUGAAGAAGCACUGCCCCAAUCAGCACCAGAUCUACAGCGACUCCUUCAAACAGCACGACAUCACAGGGCGGGCUCUGAUGAGGUUGACUGACAGAAAGCUGGAGCGAAUGGGCAUCAUGCAGGACGUCCAGAGGCAGCACAUCCUGCAGCAGGUCCUGCAGCUCCGCGUCCGGGAGGAGGUCAGGACCCUUCAACUCCUCACACAAGCUUCUCUGGAGUGCAGUCCGUCUUCCCCGUAGCCCGACCGAGGAGGCGAGGAGGAAUACUCGAGUCGCAGGAGGAGGCCGACCCCUCCACCCUGGGGCGAUCUCUGCUCUCCAGUCUCACUCCUUUAGGCUCCGCCUCCUCUGCCUCGUCCGAUCUGGAAAAAGAGAAGAAGAAAAGAGAAACGUCUUCCCAGCCACUCCUGAGAAAUCUCCCACGAGUUCUGACUCGCUCUUUUUUCUCUCCCCUCCCAGCCCAAACGAUCCCUCCCAGCUUCCUGGCAUCCGACCAAUCGUUGCCGUGGCAGCCGUCCCGUCUCCAGUCACCGCCGACCUCCCACCAGGCCUCUCACGCUAACACUCCUACACGCCUCUCAGAACCACUUCCCUCUCCACUCCCUCUAGAUCCACGCCUAAAAGACCCCCCGACUCCCCUCCUCCUGCCUCCCAACACUUAACCUACCCAGAAUGCAUCACUUCCCUUGGCUGGAUUUUCCUAAAAGCAUUUUUAACUAAGAACUGGCACCUAUAAUCCACGUCUUUAUCCAAACGCGGCCUCUCGGCACACCCCGGUUCCCCCAAAUCUGAUAUAUAUAUAUAUAUAUAUACACUACCGUUCAAAAGUUUGGGAUCACUUAGAAAUGACUUUAUUUUUCAAAGAAAAGCACUUUUUUUCAAUAAAGAUAACAUUAAAUUAAUCAGAAAUACACUCUAUACAUUGUUAAUGUGGUAAAUGACUAUUCUAGGUGGAAACGUCUGGUUUCUAAUGACAUAUCUCCAUAGGUGUAUAGAGGUCCAUUUCCAUCAACUAUCACUCCAGUGUUCUAAUGGUACAUUGUGUUUGCUAAUCGCCUUAGAAGACUAAUAUCUGAUUAGAAAACCCGUGCAAUUAUGUUAGCACAGCUGAAAACAGUUAUGCUGGUGAUAUAAGCUAUACAACUGGCCUUCCUUUGAACUUGAAGUUUGAAGAACAAAAUUAAUACUUCAAAUAUUAAUCAUUAUUUCUAACCUUGUCAAUGUCUUGACUAUAUUUUAUAUUCAUUUGAUAAAUCAAAGUGUGAUUUUUCAUGGAAGACACGAAAUUGUCUGGGUGAUCCCAAACUUUUGAACGGUAGUGUAUAUAUAUAUAAAUAUAUAUAUAUAUACUGUGGAGACAUUAGACCCUCAGUGGCGGCGACCCACAAUAUAUGAGCCCUCUUCUUCCCUUAUUCUCCCCUGUGUGCUCUCCUCCCUCUGCGACCCCUCUCUGUGACCUCUGUGAAAGCAGCCACAAGUUUGCCGGGGGGGGGGGGGGGGGUGAACACGACGUUCCUCUGUGCCCCUAAAUGUCCUGUGUAUAGGUGAACCACGGAAAGACGGGGAAGGGACGGAAAGACGGGGAAGGGAGUGGCUGAAGGACUCGACUGGAAACUCUUUGCGGCCGAUGAGGAGAGGAAGAAAACGACAUCACGGAUAACAAAAGAGGCUUUCGCUCUCACACAUCCUCCCCUCUGUAUCGCCGACCCUUUCUAUUGCUUUGUCCGCUCUCCCAUUACUCGCGGCUCUGAACUAUUUUUAGAUGAGAAGCAUCGGAAAAAUAGUGUCGGGGGGAAAAAAAAGGAGACGCAAAAAAGCUCAUCGUGGAAAUGUUGUCCGACAGUCUUUUUGGAAGAUCUCCUCUUUAUCUGUGAGAGGGGGACACUCAAAAUCUCUGCUGCCGAUGUGAAUAAUGGCCGCUCGCUGUUGAUGCUCUGGGGAUUUGAACUGCACUAAAAGCACGAAACAAAACAGCUGCUCCUCCCCUUCGCCCCGCCGGAGUGUGUAAACGCAGCGCGUGCGACCCCGUGGCGACCUCUCGGGAUCAGAUGCUGAUUCCACCGGAGAGAUAUUCGUCAAAAGCUCGAAUCCACGGCGGUGUAGCAUGAGCUGUUGUCAUGGUAACAACAUAUUUCCCACUUCGUGGAUGGGAGAUGUCAAUCAGAGGUGGAUAAAAUAUCUGUUGUGGGUGGAAAUGGGGGUGGGGGGGUGUGGGGGUCAGCGUGUGCCCCAGAGAGCCCUCGCGCUCUAAUGGGAUUCUCUCGGUACACGAGUCCCUCCGUGUCCGGCCAUUCGUUGUUUGGAGAGCAGCUGUAGCCUAAUGCGGCCGAGACCCCGAGAGCAGAUUGAAUAUUAUUGAUCAGCUCUUUGGGACGUACGGUCGUGUGUGUGUGUGUGUGUGUCUGUGGAGUUGUCCGGGUUAAAACACAAGUGGCUAUUUCACGGUCGAGCGGAGAUGCCGUGUCCGUGCCUGUCAAGGCCCCACAGGGGGGGGGGGGGGGGGGCGGGGCCUGAAGCUUCCGCUGAGUUUGUAAUCACUGUCAAUAUGUGACCCGGGAGACGCCGGUUAGCGCUGGUGAAAUGUCGGAGAGCUUGACAGCCGGCUGCGAUGUGACUCUGUUCAUCAACACAACGAGAUGAUGAUGAUGAUGAUGAUGUUUUAAAACAUUCAAUGUAGCCUCUCUUUGUCAUGAAAGUAGUUUGACAUUUUUGGGAGACACACUUUGACUCCAGUUAGCGUAGCUUAGCAUAAAGACUAGAAACAGGUGGAAACAGCUAGCCUAACUCCAACACCUUCAAAGCUCACCAAUUUAAAAAGUAACAUCUCAUCCGUCUCUUUGGCAUUUGGGAAGUUCCAUGUUUUUUGGGAUGAAUCCUGACCGGUCCGGCUCUCACGUUCAAAUGUUUCGGACAAUAUCCCAGCAAAAGUUACGAGUUCUCUUGAAAACGUCUGCUUCUUCUCUCUCUCACCAAGAGCGAGGCGAUAUGAUCGAGACCACUGGUCCAUUCGUCGGCGAGCUUGGCCUGUAAAUGUCCACUUGACGCUCCAUUAGGGAGGAAAUCCCCAUCGACUUGUAAAAAGAAUAAAUACCCAACAUGUUUACAGCCUGGGACAAAAAGACAGUUUUCCACUCAUUUGAAUCGAUAGAGCCCGACUCGCUCCCAGAGCGUAUGCUAAGCUAAGUGAGCUAGCUGCGGACAGACGUGAGAGUAAUAUGGACCGUCUCAUCUUAAAGACUAAAUACUCCCAAAUACCACAAAGUUUUGCUCGGACCCAGAAAGAAAGAAGCCAAACAGAACCGAGGUCCGUCGGGGAAGAAGAGCACAAGGCCCACUUUUUUUUUCUUUUUCCUACCUUUUUUUCUUUUUGUGAUCUUACAGCAUAUCAACCCACUUGCGUUGAAUUUCAUCAUAUUUCUGAUUGGCCCUUAAAGAAAUAAAAUUUUUCGGGAGGGUUUCUCUCUUACGACCCGUUUCAAUGUGGCUGUACUGGAUUAUUGGAAGCUCUCGUUUCAGAAUGUAUUCUCCCGAAGCUUCUUUGCAAUUUAUCUUUUUCACAAAUACCACACACGCGGUGUAAACUUUGGGAUUUGCUUGGAACUAAAGACACAAUUUAGCGGUGUGUUUAACCCCGCGUGUUCAGAGGUUUUUGUACUAAAACCUCUCUAACUUUGUCCUGCUUCACUUUUUCAAAGUCAAACUUUGCAGGGAGAAUGUUAACACAUUUUAAUAUGAUGUGUGAGAGUUUUAAACCUUUCAACUGCCUCAUUCCAAACAUAUAAUCAUCCUGGAAGGGCUUUUUUUUCCAAUUCGGACCUGACAUUUUUAUAUUUCUUUCUGUCUGCCAUCUUCAUUUCCUCUUACCCAGGAACAUAUCGACUGAUAUGUACACAUCUGAACAAAUGUAAACAUGAUUAAAAUAGCCCUAGUGGUUGCAGAGAUACAGCCUUUUUAGUUUGGAGAUGCAAUUUUCGAAGCAGAGGCCUAAAAAAAGCUCCGUGCUGAAAAGGUUCAAACACAGAGUCCCCGUCGCCGCUCUCCGGGCGAGUCUUCCUGUUCCCGACAUGCUUUGGUUUCUGGCUCCGGUAUCUGGUUAGAACCAGAUCGGCCCGCUGCGCCAAGUUGUCCAAAGACUUGCCUGAACUGGCUCAGUACGUGCGAGACGUUUUUGUUUGGCACGCACCCCCUCAGACGCCGGUACACGGUUACACAAGGGACCGUCCUGUCCAACGCUGUUGCACAACCGCUGUCACACACGUUGGCACACACACACACACUCAUUCAUUCAUCAUGGUCUGAACAUUAUAUUGCCCAAUAAAUUAAUGGUAAAAAGCUGUCCGAGCCGCCCGCAGGUUUCCGUAAAGUAUGCGUAUAAGUAAAUGUGUAAAGAAACAUGGAUGACUCCUCACCACACAGACGAUUUAUAUCUUUAUUUAUUUACUUUCUCUGCCGUGUUGACAGCAUUGUUCCGAGUGGUGUGUUUUAUUUUGUACCCAACAUGCAUGCAGACCACGUCUCUCCUCCCCACCCGUCACACUGGAUACGGGGCCUAAUGAUGGAUGUUGAUGACAAUAUUGACAUCAUGAGUGUGUAUAAUAAACAAAAAUAAUCUUCACG
This is a messenger RNA of Pseudoliparis swirei, 4968 nucleotides long. RefSeq names its product sterile alpha motif domain containing 12 (gene samd12). Gene Ontology annotation, molecular function: protein binding. The transcript is spliced from 5 exons. The coding region runs from base 64 to 591 and encodes 175 amino acids. Gene Ontology annotation, biological process: cell surface receptor protein tyrosine kinase signaling pathway. Gene Ontology annotation, cellular component: cytoplasmic side of plasma membrane. The record is from RefSeq and is a predicted model, not a curated record. NCBI's taxonomy places the organism in Eukaryota, Metazoa, Chordata, Actinopteri, Perciformes, Liparidae.